Messenger RNA from Nothoprocta perdicaria, 2100 nucleotides. It is a transcript of the gene ZNF648, whose product is annotated as zinc finger protein 648. The record is from RefSeq and is a predicted model, not a curated record. Gene Ontology annotation, biological process: regulation of transcription by RNA polymerase II. Lineage: Eukaryota; Metazoa; Chordata; Aves; Tinamiformes; Tinamidae. Gene Ontology annotation, cellular component: nucleus. Gene Ontology annotation, molecular function: DNA-binding transcription factor activity, RNA polymerase II-specific; RNA polymerase II transcription regulatory region sequence-specific DNA binding. The transcript is spliced from 3 exons. The coding region runs from base 301 to 1467 and encodes 388 amino acids.
AAGCCUUCCCUGGAAAGUUUAUCUUUAGCAAGCCAGCCCGUUGCUUCGCUAGGAAGCCUGCCGUGACCUCCUGGAGACACUCAGCCCCACGCUGGAAGACAAAAGCAGCCAGGAAGAAACGGAGAAGGAGCAGGAGUGAAGGGAAUAUUAAAAAGUGGCUGUGGAGGAGAUGCUGGAGGUCCAAAGAGCAGAGCUAACUGUGCACGGGAUGACUGAAGAGAUCUGAGAAUGAGACGUACUUGCCAUGCAAGACCUGAAGAGCUUGGUAUACGCAGAUAAACACAGCACACACAUCCGAAGAUGGAUGUGAAAGUAGACUGGGACUCCGAGAAUAACACAUGUGACACAGGUGAGAAGCAUUCAAAUUAUUCCAGACAGACCAAUAAAUGGGUAGGCCACAAAUCUAGCCUCCAGAAGGAGGUAGACAUGAAUUACUCACAGAGAUCCACUCCUCGUCGCAACCAUGCUGGACCUUCAGGUAAACAGAAGAUUCCUGUAGAGUUGCAGUGUGAAGAUGAAGAGACCUAUGAGACCUACUACCAAAACCAAGGUGAGACGACAGCUGGGAUAAUUGUCACCUCCAAUACCAACUUUGACUUGCAGUGUGAAGAGGAGGAUUUAGAGCGCAGUUCCUCUAAGUGCUCCAAGAAACCCCAGAGAAGGCCGUGUGAUGAAGACGAAAACACUGUUCUUGCUGAUGUUUUUGGUGAGGACCUGGUACCCAUUUCUGGGGAACCCUUGCCAUAUAGAUGCAAGAAGUGUGGUGCCUCUUUCCAGGGUACGAAUGAACUGCAGGAACACAAGCAAAUCCACCUUGUGCAAAACUCAUACCAAUGUCCUGUUUGUGGCAAAGAGUUCUUCCGUGCUGCCAAUCUGCGAAUGCACAAGCUCAUUCAUUCUAGUGACAGGCCACAUAAGUGUCCAGAAUGUGACAAGGGUUUCAUCCGCACAGCUGAUGUCUGGAGGCACCUGCGCAAUGUGCACAAGAUAGAGCGCUCCAUGGUGAUCCUAGGAAAUGGCAUGGCCAGGAACCCGUGGUCAGUAGUGCACCGUAGCCAACACUGUGCUGAAUACACUGAUCAGCCUUGUGCAGAGAACCCAAAGUCAGAGGAGGAAGACUAUAAACCUUAUGCCUGUCCAACAUGCGGCAAGGGUUUUGAUAAGCCUAAUCUGCUCUCCAAACACAAGGUGAUCCACCGGCAAGACAAGCCUUUCAAAUGCCAGGAAUGUGGCAUGGCAUUCAUCCAGCUGCUCAGGCUGAAGAGACACCAGCAGACUCACUCUGGGGAGCGCCCCUUCUACUGCGAGGAGUGUGGAGGGACCUUCACCCGGCUGGCAUCGCUGCAGCGUCAUCAGCGGAUCCACACGGGAGAGAAGCCCUACUCCUGUGCUUACUGUGGUCAUUCCUUCACCGAGUCUGGAACUCUACGGAGGCACGAGCGUACGCACAAACUGGACAAAUCUUAGUCCCUUGUUCGCUGUGGUUGUGGUCGCCUCGGUUGCUUCUUACCUGAAGUGGGCUGAGGAGAGCGCUCCAUGGCACGCGCAACAGCCAGUCUGGAUCCUGCUUCCUAGCAGUGGAGAACACUACAUCGUAGGGAGCUCUGCAGCUUGUGCUGACAGAGGUUGUGCUGCCUGGCUUUAAACUGGUGUUACGUGAGGAAAUAACUUCAUGCUCUUCUUACCAGCUGAACUGUAGGAGCAUCAGGUGGAGCUUUCUGCAGAUGUGUGGGCCAUGCAGCUUUCUUCUGCAGACUUGGUCACCAAUGAACUGUCUCCUGCUCCCUGGAGCAAGGUUGUUCUUCAGCACUGGGUUUGGGUGCAACUGUUGUUGCAAGUCUUUGCUAAGACAGAGUAGUCUAGAGAUUCCCACAUAUCCCUUCUGUCUGUGUAUUCUGUUUAUAUUUUUUUUAAUUAGGUAUUUUUUUAUUUGGGAGGGAAGUAUGAUGUUGGCUACUAAAAGAAAAAAGUUACAUAUUAAAUCGAACCGUUAUCAGCUGUAUUUCAUACAUGUUUUUAUCUACUAAUCCCUUAUGUAACUUGAUGUGAUUGGUGGAAUGGCUGUUAAUGAUGGAGAGAGAACUUUAUUUUGGCUAAGAA